UCAAAAGCAAAAGGAAAGGGCAUCAUACAAUACAAUGGAAGAAGUUUCCAUGAUGGCCAAGGUUUAUUACGAAGCAAGUUCAGACCAUGUUAAAAAGUUGGCUCAUGGCUUCUUUGAUGCGAUGGACAAUGAUGGUGAUGGAAAGAUAGACCAAAGAGAGUUCUUGGAGUUCAUAAGAGAUGAAGGUUAUGGCAAAAUGACAAAAGCGUCCUUCUUCAACCAGAUGGAUCGUGACAAGAAUGGCACUCUUGAUUUUUUUGAAGUGGUGACAAUCUAUUAUAUAGUUAAGAGCGGAAGACCGUUUUGUGAUGAAUGUAAUAAGUUCAUCACAUCUACAUAUUUAACAUGUAUCGGGUGUUUGGAAGAUCCAAAUGGAGGCUACUCUUUAUGUAUUUGCCUCGAUUGCUAUAGAAAGCAGAUACCUAAGCACAUGCAUGAUGGUUUGUGUCGAUUUGUAGACAAUUAUUCAUUGCUUGAAGCUAUGACCAAGUCAAAAUUAAAUGAGCAAAGAUCCAUGGAGGCAAAGUUUAGACCAAAUGAAACAAAUGCAAUUCCAGGUAGACCACCCAUGGUUAUGAGUAACAACCAGCUGACAUGGAAUCCAUGGUCAACCAUGGUUCCAGUUCCAUAUAAUAGCCAUAGGCCACCUCCUCUUCAUCACUCUCAUUCAUGGAGUCCAGGUUCCCUGAGUGCUCCACCUGUGCAAAACCAUACAGUCAAUAUCCAAAACAAUUACCACUAUACACAACACGUUGUUGCACCUAAUGCAAUUGUCCCACAUCGACAACGUUGGAAGGUUGCGCUUGAAGCAUUGAACACGGCACUCCAAAUCGGUGUCAAUGGUAAUACUUUAUGUUCAAUCCUAUGAUAAAUUUGUCCAAAAAGGUGUGUUUACAGUUUACCUUGGUGUUUCUAACUCUGUAUUAUGAGUUUCCUCAUUUAUGCAAUGAAUUCAUACAUAUAUGUUCAAGAUUGAGAUUCA
Molecule: messenger RNA, 982 nt
Organism: Lactuca sativa (garden lettuce)
Lineage: Eukaryota; Viridiplantae; Streptophyta; Magnoliopsida; Asterales; Asteraceae
Molecular function (GO): calcium ion binding
Source: RefSeq, a predicted model, not a curated record